Esox lucius (northern pike) is the source of this 3941-nucleotide messenger RNA. It is a transcript of the gene wnt7aa, whose product is annotated as wingless-type MMTV integration site family, member 7Aa. NCBI's taxonomy places the organism in Eukaryota, Metazoa, Chordata, Actinopteri, Esociformes, Esocidae. Gene Ontology annotation, cellular component: extracellular region. The record is from RefSeq and is a predicted model, not a curated record. Gene Ontology annotation, molecular function: frizzled binding; cytokine activity. The transcript has 6 exons. Bases 1998 to 3047 code for a protein of 349 amino acids. Gene Ontology annotation, biological process: positive regulation of JNK cascade; neuron differentiation; multicellular organism development.
GAUCUACAUGUUAACUAAUGGGUGUGAUCUCCAUGUUAACUAAUGGGUGUGAUCUCCAUGUUAACUAAUGGGUGUGAUCUCCAUGUUAACGAAUGGGUGUGAUCUCCAUGUUAACGAAUGGGUGUUAUCUCCAUGUUAACGAAUGGGUGUUAUCUCCAUGUUAACGAAUGGGUGUUAUGUCCAUGUUAAUUAAUGGAUGUUAUUGCCAUGUUAACUAAUGGGUGUUAAUGAGUGAAUUGAUGGGUUGACAAACAUGACCUUGUCCUGAAAAGAUUAAGUCUGCAAUCAAAAUGCAGAGCCUGGGAAAGCCUAAACUAAACACAGACCUUAUUUGAAGCAAAAUACAUGGUGUAAUGCCAAAAGAGAGACUUGAUGCUAGGCUGUGAGGUGAUUAUGACUCGUUGAUUAGUCCUCUCUACGGACAGAAUGGUUUUUCAUAGUUUCUUUCUUUACAUCUUGAUUAAUCUAAGUAUAUUUUUACCUUGUUACCGACGUAGUAGUCAUCCCAUCCAGUAGGUUGCUCAUCGGUUUGAGCUGCUAAAAUGUAUUAAGAAGUACGCAGCCCUAGCUGGUUAGGGGACAUUGAACGUGCCCAACUGUCCUGGAGAAAUGUUACUCCCACCAGUUUGCUGCUUGUAACACUCGACGGCAGCAGGGCAGUCUGGCCAAAUGGAGAGGAGUCAGAUGCUAUGACAUCAGGACCAGGUGUUCUGCCUGCCUGUUGGACUUGUUCGUGGUUUCUCCUCAGCGUUCAGCACUGUGGGAUGAGGUAGUAGGUUGUAUAGUUUUAGGGUCACACCCAAACUGGGAGAUGACUAUGCACCCUACUCUCUUUCCCAACGUGACCAUAAUACUGCUCAGGAUACUUCACUCCCAUCCUGUGGCUGCUGUCGUAAUUGAUGAACAGGAAGGAACUACAAAUGUCAUUGGUGCUCAUGUGUUUCUGCGGCAUGUUUAGUGAACACCAGUCCCUGCUGUGGCAGUGUGAGGUAGUAGAUUGUAUAGUUGUGGGGUAGUGAUUUUACCCUGAUCAGAAGAUAACUAUACAAUCUAUUGCCUUCCCUGACAAGCAGAAAAGCAUCUUUCAAGUGUCUUUAUUUCUUCAGGCUCAUAAGAGUUCCUAUUUUACAGUUACCUCCAGUUAGUCUGUUAACAGUCCCAGUUGUAUCUACUGUCCUGUGAUGUGCUUUGUCAUAUGAAAUACUACAUCUCAUCCAAUUGCCCUGCAGGAGUGUGUCUACUUAUCUAUUCCCCCAGAGUCAGAUGAAUGUGUGGUGACCGUUUUUGUUUCUUCAUCAUAAAGAAAGUCACAGGUACCUUAAUGAGCAAUGGUGGACAAUCGUAAUUGUGCAGUGACUGGAGGUUUGUGCUAUUCACUGGCAUUCUAGCAGCUAGUAUUCAUUUCCAGUCAUUGUGAAAACGAUGGUUGAAAAUGGCUGGUAAAGUCACUUGUAGUUUCUUGAUGCAGAGACGAUGUAUACAUGCAGAGGACGGGCUGUGUGCUGCUGGUCUUGUCUGGGAGGAGAUAACUACAGACCGUUGCCUAUCCCUGGGCCACACCAGUUCUACUUGGUCUAGUGCCCUGCACUUUUAUGUCAUGUUAUUGGAAACUGUUUACUCCCAAUAAAAAAAGUAUUAAAAUUAAUGUUUUAAUUUGAUGAAUGUAGGUAUGUUUUUUUUCUCCCUCUAGGGUUUCUAGUGAAAACAUCCAUAGGGCUGAAUUCAGUCAAACCUGUACUGCAGUGUAACACAAUGGCCCAUUUUCCAAUGGGCAAAAGGACUGACCUGGGUUUUGGUUUGUGUACUAAAACCUCCAGUCUCCACCAUGCCAGUCUCGGGUAUGCUUCUACCUUCAUUGAAGUUUGGUCUUUCUGUCGCCGCUAACUUUACCUGGAGUUCCAGGCUGCUUGGCUGCCCGUGUAGGCUACCGGCGCGGGUGGAGAAACCAGCACAGACUGAUUUGUAACAGUCUCAUCUGAGCUUACUGACUGGACACCAUGAGCAGGAAAACGCGCCGGUGGAUUUUCCACAUGUUUCUUUGCUUGGGAAUUGUGUAUUUGAAAAUAGGAGGCUUUUCAUCCGUAGUGGCAUUGGGUGCUAGUAUCAUCUGUAACAAAAUCCCGGGUUUAGCCCCUCGACAGCGAACAAUCUGUCAAAGCCGACCCGAUGCCAUUAUAGUGAUCGGAGAAGGGGCUCAGAUGGGAAUCAACGAGUGCCAGUUUCAGUUUAAAAACGGACGAUGGAACUGUUCUGCGCUGGGAGAGAGGACUGUCUUCGGAAAAGAGCUCAAAGUGGGUAGUAAGGAGGCGGCAUUCACCUAUGCCAUCAUCGCAGCAGGAGUGGCCCACGCCAUCACAGCAGCCUGUACACAGGGAAACCUGUCUGACUGCGGCUGUGACAAAGACAAGCAGGGGACCUACAGCCAGGAUGAGGGCUGGAAGUGGGGAGGCUGCUCGGCUGACGUGCGCUAUGGCUUGGGCUUCUCCAAGGUGUUUGUAGAUGCCAGAGAGAUUAAACAGAAUGCCAGGACCUUAAUGAACCUCCAUAACAAUGAGGUGGGACGCAAGGUCUUGGAGAAGAGCAUGCAUCUGGAGUGUAAGUGUCAUGGAGUGUCUGGGUCCUGUACCACUAAGACCUGCUGGACCACUCUACCUAAAUUCCGCCAGUUGGGCUACAUGUUAAAGGACAAGUACCACCAGGCAGUACACGUAGAGUCAGUCCGUGCCACACGUCACAAACGGCCCACCUUCCUCAAGGUCAAGAAGCCUCACUCAUAUAGGAAGCCCAUGGACACAGACCUGGUGUACAUAGAGAAGAGCCCGAACUACUGCGAGGCUGACCUGGUCACUGGCAGCAUGGGCACCCAGGGACGACUCUGUAACAAGACUGCCCUGCAGACUAAUAGCUGUGACCUCAUGUGUUGUGGGCGUGGCUACAACACCCACCAAUAUUCCAGAGUCUGGCAGUGCAACUGCAAGUUCCUCUGGUGCUGUUAUGUCAAAUGUAAUACGUGCAGCGAGAGGACAGAGGUUUACACCUGCAAAUAAACACCUGGCUGUAGUAACUGACUACACCUGUAAAUUAACACCUGGCUGUAGUAACUAACUACCACUAUAAAUACUCAUCAGGCUGUAGUAGAUAACUACACCUGUAAAUAAACAGCUGGCUGUAGAAGAUAACUACACCUGUAAAUAAACACCUGGCUGUAGUAACUGACUACACCUGUAAAUAAACAACUGGCUGUAUUAGAUAACUACACUUGUAAAUAAUCACCUGGCUCUAGUAACUAAUUACACCUGUAAAUAAACAACUGGCUGUAGUAGAUAACUACACUUGUAAAUAAUCACCUGGCUCUAGUAACUAAUUACACCUGUAAAUAAACACCUGGCUGUAGUAGCUAACUACACCUGUAAAUAAACACCUCACUGUAGUAGAUAAGUACACCUGUCUACAGAGAGAUAGAGCAGAGCAGUUUACACCUGUACACAGUAUUUAUUGGACCUUUAUUUAUGUCCUGGGAGACAGAGAGAUGAAAGUGACAACGAGAGAGAGGGAAUCUGUGACUUAUGGACAGUUUUACCACUUUUGCACUGGACAAUACUUCUCACUAGUCUUGAUUUCUUGAUGAAACCAAUAGCAAUAAGCUAGAAAGUACUAGCCUAUUUUACUUCUUCUUCUACUGCCCGUUCCUUCAGGCGCAAGCUGGUCGUUCAGUAACAAGCUGGUCCUUCAGUAGUGAGCUGGUCCUUCAGUAGUGAGCUGGUCCUUCAGCAGCUAGCUUGUCCGUCAGUAGUGGGCUGGUCCUUUAGUAGCAAACUGGUCUUUCAGUAGCUAGCUGGUCCUUCAGUAGCUAGCUGGUCCUUCAGUAGUGAGCUGUUCCUUUAAUAGCGAACCAGUCCUUCAGUAGCUAGCUGGUCUCUCAGUAACAAGCUAAUCAUUCA